Haliotis rubra (blacklip abalone) is the source of this 1646-nucleotide messenger RNA. RefSeq names its product UDP-N-acetylglucosamine--dolichyl-phosphate N-acetylglucosaminephosphotransferase-like. Gene Ontology annotation, molecular function: UDP-N-acetylglucosamine-dolichyl-phosphate N-acetylglucosaminephosphotransferase activity. Gene Ontology annotation, cellular component: membrane. NCBI's taxonomy places the organism in Eukaryota, Metazoa, Mollusca, Gastropoda, Lepetellida, Haliotidae. The transcript is spliced from 8 exons. Bases 67 to 1296 code for a protein of 409 amino acids. The record is from RefSeq and is a predicted model, not a curated record. Gene Ontology annotation, biological process: dolichol-linked oligosaccharide biosynthetic process; protein N-linked glycosylation.
GCGUGAUCUGUCAUGGCGUCGUAGCAGACUGCAUUUGGUUCGUGGCAGAAACAAUUUACUACAACCAUGAAUCUGGCUUUCAGCGACACAGGAAUGACACUUGCCAUCAACGCAGCUAUGUCUGCGUGUGGCUUCCUGCUAUGUUUAAACAUAAUUCCAAAAUUUGGAAGCAUGUUUGUCAAGGCGAAUCUGUUUGGUGUGGACAUGAGUAAACGAUCUAAAGCCAAAGUACCAGAGGCACUGGGUGUGAUAUGUGGAGCUGUGUUCCUGAUUGUCAUGUUCCUCUUCAUCCCCGUACCCUUCUACAAGCACCUGUCGGACACCGACGCUGCCAAGUUCCCCUAUCAUGAGUAUGUGGAGUUUAUAGCAGCCCUCCUGUCUAUCUGCUGUAUGAUAUUUCUGGGAUUUGCCGACGAUGUCCUUGAUCUGAAAUGGCGACACAAGUUGCUACUGCCGACAAUGGCAUCCUUGCCACUACUGAUGGUGUACUUCGUCAACUUCAAUUCUACAACCAUCAUUGUACCCAAACCUCUUAGGUUGUUGCUUGGGUAUGAUGUCAACUUAGGGCUGCUGUACUAUGUCUACAUGGGGAUGCUAGCUGUGUUUUGCACCAAUGCGAUCAACAUUUUGUCUGGAGUCAAUGGCUUGGAGGUUGGACAGUCCUGGGUCAUCGCGAUCUCUGUACUCAUCCAUAACUUUAUAGAGCUGUCAGGAGAUUAUCGGUCAAACCAUGUGUUCUCCAUGUAUUUCAUAAUGCCCUUCUUUGGAGUGUGUUCAGCGCUGCUUUAUCACAACUGGUACCCAUCGAGAGUGUUUGUGGGUGACACUUUCUGCUACUUUGCUGGGAUGACAUUUGCAGUUGUUGCCAUCCUGGGACAUUUCAGCAAGACCAUGCUGCUCUUCUUUGUCCCCCAAGUCUUCAACUUCCUAUACUCUGUGCCACAGUUGUUUAAGCUGGUGCCCUGUCCUCGACAUCGCUUACCCAAAUAUGACCCCAAGUCUGAUAAAGUUGGGAUGAGUUACACAACCUUCAAAAAGGGUGACCUUCACCCUGUCGGUGACCUGUGCCUGAAGGUGCUGAGGUUAUUAUUCCUGGUGGAGGUGAAGGACGGGCAGGGGGAAGAUGGGAAGUUGACAGAGUGCAACAACUUGACUCUCAACAACCUGAUCCUCAAGUUUAUGGGACCUCUACAUGAGAGGACUCUCGUUAUAAUAAUUCUGGGUUUUCAGGUAUUCUGCAGCGCUGUUGCAUUUCUCAUCCGAUAUCAGCUGUCAAGACUGUUUUAUGAUUCAUGAAUCAAGCCAUGAUUCAUCUGUUGUUAUAUUUUGUUUUGCUUGUAUUUUACAACAUCAUUCGACUGUGUUGAUUAUUGUCAAACAUAUUUAUUACUUAGUUUAGGUAACCAUGGUGAAAUUGUUGUGCCAUUGCGAUGUGUGUCUGAGAAAAUAUACCUCCACUGUUUAUGGUUCUUCGAUUGUCUUACUUUUUUCAAUUUUAUUUAAUGGUUCACAAAAGUAUUUUCCAGAACCAUGGGGUUGCAGUAAAGAUAGAAACAAGAAGUGGAAACAGUUAUGUUCCUUGACAUGAUCCAGAAUCUGUAUCCACAGUAUGUGUAGCACUAUGCCAAAUGCAAGCCUAUAGUAAA